Molecule: messenger RNA, 1340 nt
Organism: Beta vulgaris subsp. vulgaris (sugar beet)
Lineage: Eukaryota; Viridiplantae; Streptophyta; Magnoliopsida; Caryophyllales; Amaranthaceae
Product: Golgi SNAP receptor complex member 1-1
Exons: 5
Coding region: 207-869 (220 amino acids)
Biological process (GO): vesicle fusion; endoplasmic reticulum to Golgi vesicle-mediated transport
Cellular component (GO): Golgi membrane; Golgi medial cisterna; SNARE complex
Molecular function (GO): SNAP receptor activity
Source: RefSeq, a predicted model, not a curated record
AAAAAAUAUUAGGAGUUGCUUAAAACGCACUAGUCGUAAACAAGUGGGGGGAAAUGAAGGAUAAAGCAUUAGUCAAAACUCAUAACUUAUUUUGGUACCCGAUUCUAUUGAGUAUUGAGCGACGAUCUGAUAUCUGAUAUCGCUAUUCUGUCGUGAAUUGAUCUGCCGGCUGACUGAGUUGGAAGCUUCCAGAUUGUUCUGCCACCAUGGAUGUUCCCAGCUCUUGGGACGCUCUCCGAAAACAGGCUAGAAAACUUGAAGCACAACUGGAUGAGCAGAUGAAUUCUUACCGCAAACUGGUUGCUACUAAAGUUGACGGUAUAGAUAACAAUCUUGAGUCUGGAAUAGAGCAACUACUAAAGCAGCUUGAUCAAGUGAACAACCAGAUGCGAGCAUGGGUGUCAUCUGGAGGCUCAGAGAUGGUAUCUCACACCUUAACCCGCCACCAGGAGAUCCUUCAAGAUUUAACUCAGGAGUUUUAUCGGCUCCGGUCUAGCCUUAGAGCUAAGCAAGAACAUGCAUCACUGCUACAAGACUUCAGAGAAUUCGAUCGAAGCAGGGUAGACAUAGAAGAAGGAGAAGACACAGAGGAGCGAGCUCUGCUGAAGGAGAAUGCAUCUAUCAGUAGGGGCACACUGCAGAUGGAUUCUGUCAUCUCUCAAGCACAAUCUACCCUUGGCACACUUGUACUUCAGCGUUCAACUUUUGGGGGCAUCAAUUCGAAGAUCAGCAAUGUCAGCAGCCGUCUUCCAACAGUGAAUCAAAUUCUUGCAUCCAUAAAGAGGAAAAAGUCGAUGGACACUAUCAUACUUUCGCUGGUCGCAUCUGUAUGCACAUUCUUAAUUUUCAUAUAUUGGCUUACCAAGUAGAGCAAGUUGAUUGAAUAUUCUUUGUGGAGAUCUGGGAUUUCUUCUUCUUUAUCAUCGAAAGCCUUCCAUUUGCAAUUCCUCACUUGAGAAUCUGCAAUUUGCGGGGACAAGAUCAAGCCAAAACGCAUGCCAUGCCAUUAGAACUAGGGACGAAGUUGAUGGGAUCAAUUAGAGCAUUUGUCGGGGGCGAUUCUACUGGUCUUCUUUUAUAGAAAAAAAAUGUAAAGUCGGUAUAGAAAGUUGUGUAUGAACUUCAUGUUGGUAUAGGUUGUACUUAUCGCAAUACUUAUCACCGCAUACAUCGAAUUCCACCUUGCACGUCGGAAAGCCGUUCCUUUUUAUUUUUUUGCUACAUUGAAAGGUCAAUUUUUCAUGUACUCAAUAUGUGGUGUAAUAUCUGAGGAGAGAGAUUAGUUAUGCAUAUGUUUGAGGACGAGUUAUCUUAUAGUAAUGAGACUGAAGUAUGGUGUA